AGAAUUUAAAACAUGGUAGUAACAUUUAGUCGUGGUACUACUGAUAGCGACUUUAGAGGCAUUAAUUUUUAAUGUCUCCCUUUUAGGUAGAAGCGUGGCCAUCAGCAGUCUUUAGUAGGGAAAGCGGGGCCUCAAAAUUAAAUGAGAACCAAUACUUUCGAGACUCAAUCAGGAACCACCACGUGGAUAACAAAUUCACAAAUUCACAAAUUCUUCCAACUUCCGUCGUCGUUUCGGAAACAAUUCGGCCACCCACACCACCACUCUGUCACGCCUUUUAGAGGUUUCCACGUUUAUUCUAUUGUCUUCUCACUUGCCUCGCACGCACGUCCGUCAACGGAUCACCAUUGCUCCGGCGCCGAUCUUCUUGAAUAAUUAGGGAUUUCAAUUACUCCGGCCGAAGAUCACAGAUCAAAUCAACAACCUAACUAUAUCUCCUCUUUUUGUUUGGAAAAUUUAAGAGAGUAAGAAAACAUGGCAAGUGGGUUAGGGGAACCGACGAGUGGAGUGCCUCCGAGCGCGUCUUGUUCAGGGAGUGCUAGUAAUGGUGGUGAUGCUGGUAAUUUUGAGUGUAAUAUAUGCUUUGAUUUAGCUCAGGAUCCGAUCAUUACACUCUGUGGUCAUCUCUUCUGCUGGCCUUGCCUCUAUAAAUGGCUUCAUAUUCACUCGCGCUCGCAAGAAUGUCCCGUUUGUAAGGCGCUCGUGGAAGAAGAGAAGUUGGUUCCUCUCUAUGGCCGUGGGAAGAACUCGACAGAUCCCAGGUCUAAAUCAAUACCGGGGAUGGAAAUUCCUCAUCGCCCUGCCGGACAAAGACCUGAAACAGCUCCUCCUCCACCACCAGAUGCUAAUGCAUUCGCUCAUGGUUUCGGGUUCAACACUGGAUUUGGUGGAUUUGCGCCAGCUGCAACUGCUAGGUUUGGGAACUUUACACUGUCUGCAGCAUUUGGAGUUAUCCCAUCAUUGUUCAACAUUCAUGUACACGGAUUCCCUGAUGCCACAAUGUACGGGGCAGCUGGUGGUUUUCCAUACGGUUACAAUGGGUUUCAUGGUGGACAUGCACAUAAUUUCCCUCAGCAGCGCGCAACUCAGCAACAACAGGCCGAUUUCUCUUUAAAGAUAAUCUGUUUGUUGAUUGGGGUUGCUGUCAUUUAUGCUUUAAUCUGUGCUUAGGUAAAAUGGUCCUAGGUUCAAUGCUUUGGAAUCUGUAUAUUUGGUGGCACCGUAGAUGGUAAGGUUAUUUUUCUUUAAUCUUUUCAACCCUUAUUGGCCAAAAGACUAAGUUUAGUAACUCUUUUCACCCCUAUAAUCUGCUUCCAACCGUAUUCUCCACCUUGCAAGGCUGUACUAUGUUACCAUCAUAUUUGAUGAGGAUGAUAGUUGCAAAUAGAGUUUAGCUUUGCUGUGUAUUGUAUUGUAUACAAGGUGCUUUCUUGCACACGAAGAAUAAAUAUUCACUGAGAAUAUGACCCAAAUGAUCUUUGCUUUUGCAACUCUGGUGGUUCAAAUUCUUUUGACUUCCCUUAACUUAUUGUGGUUUGCAACUCUGUUGGUUCAAAUUCUUUUGA
Messenger RNA from Oldenlandia corymbosa var. corymbosa, 1565 nucleotides. NCBI's taxonomy places the organism in Eukaryota, Viridiplantae, Streptophyta, Magnoliopsida, Gentianales, Rubiaceae. The record is from the annotation of a GenBank genome assembly.